This is a messenger RNA of Astrephomene gubernaculifera, 725 nucleotides long. NCBI's taxonomy places the organism in Eukaryota, Viridiplantae, Chlorophyta, Chlorophyceae, Chlamydomonadales, Astrephomenaceae. The record is from the annotation of a GenBank genome assembly.
AAAGGAAUUCGUUGCGCUGCAGUCUUUGUAAACUGCUUAUUUGCAGCGUCACAGUCAGCGUUUGCACACCUAGCCUGACACCAUGGCCCUUUCUAUGCGCAACAUGCAAUGCGGACGUGUGAGCUCCCGGCAAGCCGUUGCGCGGCCCUGUGUCGCAGUCCGCCCCGCUCGGACGAUGCCGAUUGUGCGUGCUAACGCCGCCACGCCCGCUGAGGCUCCCAAGGCAGUGUCCACGGAGAAGACCGGACCCAACUUCAAGGCCCUACGUGACAUCAACCAGAUCAUGCAGACCCUGCCCCACAGGUACCCCUUCCUGCUGGUGGACCGUGUGGUGGAGUGGGAGAAGGAGAAGUACGCUGUGGGCUACAAGUGCGUCACCAUCAACGACAACUUCUUCACCGGACACUUCCCGGAGCGACCCAUCAUGCCGGGUGUGCUCCAGAUCGAGGCCAUGGCCCAGCUGGCGGGUAUCGUGAUGCUGGACCCCGAGGACACGGCGGCCAAGGGGCUGUUCUUCUUCGGAGGCAUCGAGGGCUGCCGCUUCCGCAAGCCGGUGGUGCCGGGAGAUGUGCUGAUGAUGCGCGCCGAGGUGACCAAGUUCAACAAGCGCUUCGGCAUCGUCAAGGUGGCCGCCAGCGGCUACGUGGGUGAGGACCUGGUGGUGGAGGCGGAGCUCACGCUGGCCAUGGGGAAGCAGUGAGGGACGGGAAAUCAAUUGAAAAGCA